Messenger RNA from Trematomus bernacchii (emerald rockcod), 675 nucleotides. RefSeq names its product small ubiquitin-related modifier 2-like. The transcript is spliced from 4 exons. Bases 89 to 376 code for a protein of 95 amino acids. The record is from RefSeq and is a predicted model, not a curated record. Gene Ontology annotation, molecular function: ubiquitin-like protein ligase binding; protein tag activity. NCBI's taxonomy places the organism in Eukaryota, Metazoa, Chordata, Actinopteri, Perciformes, Nototheniidae. Gene Ontology annotation, biological process: protein sumoylation. Gene Ontology annotation, cellular component: nucleus.
UCCAUUCGAAUAUUUUAACCGGAAACGAGCACGUGCGCGUACCCGUAUUCUUUGUGUGGCAGCGUAGAGAAGCGCCAAAAGAGUGACCAUGGCUGAUGAAAAACCAAAGGAAGCAGUGAAGACAGAGAGCAACGAACACAUAAACCUGAAGGUGGCAGGUCAGGAUGGCUCUAUAGUGCAGUUCAAGAUCAAAAGACACACACCGCUCAUCAAACUCAUGAAGGCCUACUGUGAUCGACAGGGACUGUCCAUGAGGCAAAUCAGGUUCAGAUUUGAUGGCCAGCCAAUAAAUGAGACAGACACACCAUCGCAGUUGGAAAUGGAAGAUGAAGAUACAAUUGACGUGUUUCAACAACAGACGGGAGGCCUCAUUUAAUCCACUGCAUUGUUCACCAUUUUCCUUUUCAACACAACCAAGCUUCCCCGCCUGCGAGACACAGCGACUGCUUCUUUGACACUUGUCCCGUUGUCUCAACAGAUUUCCAUGCAGAAGAAGUUGUCCUUUCUGCUACACAAAACUGUUGUAUAGUAUUUUCAAACUUGCCCUUGCUACAUGUCUGUUUAUGUACAUAAACCACACCCAGGUCUUGUUUGUUCAUGCUGUGUUGUGGACAAUGUUAAGGACGUCCUCUCGCAAGGCAGCAGACAGAAUGAGACGAAAUACAACUGACUUUU